ACACCUCGAUCCUCAUCAGCUUUGCAACAGGUUCUCCUUUUAGAAGCUUUGUGAUUUUUGGUGGGCGGCCAUUAGUGAGGUUUAGAGUCACUAUAUAUACAAAAACAUCUUUCACGCAUGUGUGUUUCAUGCCUGUGUUACCUUGCUUCCUCAUCACCUUAAGAAGUGAAUGACAGGUAGAAAGUUAGUUUUACUGUCAGUUGGAGGUUUUUUCAGCCCUGCUUUGACGAUCCCAUGAUUCCCUGUACUUGUUGUUCCUUUUAUAUUGUUUCUUCAUCCUCAUUCCUGUAUUUCUGAUGAAGAUGGACGGAAGAAGAAAAAGAAGAAGAGGCUCUGUUCUUCAAAGCACAGGACAUUGAUUUGAGGUACAGGAGAUGUCAGAAAAAGGCACUGAAUACGGGAAUCAUAAUUGAACCCCCUGUUUCUCACGGUUCACUUUUGAAGUGCUCCAAAGUUCUGCUUGGGGUAGAUAUAGAUAAAUGAUGUAGUCUGAAAUUAAGAUUGCCUCUUAAUCCCGGAUUAUCGUGAAAGAAGAGAUUUUGACCUAGAGAUCAAAGUUAGCAAAGAGGAGGCUUUUAUUUUUCUGUAAUUGCUUCCAUGGAGUCUCCAACUACGCAGACAAACAUAGGCCCAAAGAAGAUGACGAAGCAAUUGACAGGAAAACGCGAAGACACUCCCUUACACUCGGCAGCAAGAGAGGGACAUCUAGACGCGGUUAAAGAAAUCCUCUCUGGGACCGGAGAUGAUGAGUUGAAGGGCUUGUUGUCAAAGCAGAACCAGUCGGGAGAAACAGCCCUCUACGCUGCUGCUGAAUACGGUCAUGUUGAUGUUGUAGAGGAGAUGAUCAAAUACUAUGAUAUUGUAUCCGCCAGCAUCAAAGCCAAGAAUGGCUAUGAUGCCUUCCACAUCGCUGCCAAGCAAGGGGACUUGGAGGUAUUGAAGGUGCUGUUGAAGGUCCUUCCAGAGCUACUAAUGACUGUAGAUCUAUCUAAUACUACAGUAUUGCAUACGGCUGCAACACAAGGCCACGUUGAAGUGGUGAAUUUCCUCCUGGAGGAGAGAAGCAGCUUGGCCACAAUAGCAAGAAGCAAUGGGAAAACUGCCUUGCAUUCUGCAGCAAGGAAUGGGAACGUGGAGGUUGUAAAGGCCCUUCUAAGCAAAGAACCUAGUAUUGCCAAACGGAAUGACAAGAAGGGGCAGACGGCACUCCACAUGGCAGUGAAGGGGCAGAAACUUGAGGUGGUGGAGGAGUUGGUCAAGUCAGUCCCUUCUUUGAUCAACAUGGUUGAUACCAAGGGCAACACAGCAUUGCAUAUAGCGACCAGGAAGAAUCGACCUCAGAUUGUAAGGAAGCUUCUAGACUAUACAGAUACUGAUAGAAAAGCUGUUAACCGAUUAGGGGAAACUGCAAUUGACAUAGCUGAGAAAAUGGGGUACUCUGAACUUGUGGCACUCUUGGAGGAGUACGGUGUCCAGAGUGCCAGGGCUAUGAAGUUGCCACCAAACCCAGCACGAGAACUGAAGCAGACCGUAAGUGACAUAAAGCAUGGGGUCCACUACCAGCUUGAGCACACACGCCAGACAAGGAAGCGGGUUCAGGGGAUCGCCAAGCAGCUCAACAAGAUGCAUGCAGAGGGCCUCAACAACGCAAUCAACUCCACAACCGUGGUUGCUGUCCUCAUUGCUACUGUUGCUUUUGCUGCUAUCUUCACCGUCCCUGGCCAGUAUGUUGAUGACCCAAAAAAUAUUCCACCUGGCCUCUCCCUUGGGGAAGCACAUAUUGCUCCAAAAGCACCAUUCAUGAUCUUCUUCAUCUUUGACUCUGUUGCACUCUUCAUAUCUCUGGCUGUUGUAGUGGUACAGACCUCAGUUGUAGUCAUAGAGAGCAAAGCAAAGAAACAAAUGAUGGCAAUCAUCAACAAACUAAUGUGGUUGGCAUGUGUACUUGUCUCAGUUGCAUUUUUGGCACUUGCAUUUAUAGUGGUGGGUAAAAAUGAGAGAUGGUUGGCUAUUGGGGUGGCAAUUAUAGGGACAACAAUCCUAGCAACCACAUUGGGGACAAUGUGCUAUUGGAUUGUGAUGCACCGCAUUGAGGCCUCGAACCAGAGGAGCAUUCGGAGGUCAUCACUUGAUAGCAGGUCUCGUUCCUGGUCUAUAUCAGUAGUCUCAGAUCCAGACACCGAGUAUAAGAUGUAUGCAAUUUGAGACAUACUAUGCCAUGUAACUUUUUUCUUUGUAUGGCGUCUCAGAUCUAUUGCAUCUUUAGAUAAUUAGAUGUAUUCUCCCUGUAUGUAUAUUUUCUUCCUUUAACAGUUGAUGCAGCAACUGUCUCUUGCUCCAAGAUCAUGUAGAAAAGGAUGAAAUCAUAAAAGUACAGUGUUUGUGAUUAAACUAAAGGAAACUUUGUCUUGUUAAAACAUCAGAUAAUAAUCAAGUUAUGAUCACUUUA
This is a messenger RNA of Nelumbo nucifera (sacred lotus), 2449 nucleotides long. NCBI's taxonomy places the organism in Eukaryota, Viridiplantae, Streptophyta, Magnoliopsida, Proteales, Nelumbonaceae. The record is from RefSeq and is a predicted model, not a curated record.